Messenger RNA from Schistocerca piceifrons (Central American locust), 1524 nucleotides. Its product is annotated as mucin-17-like. The transcript has a single exon. NCBI's taxonomy places the organism in Eukaryota, Metazoa, Arthropoda, Insecta, Orthoptera, Acrididae. The record is from RefSeq and is a predicted model, not a curated record. The coding region runs from base 1 to 1524 and encodes 507 amino acids.
AUGUUCUCUCAAGUUGAGCUGUCCUCUCAAGUUGAGCUUUCCUCUCAAGUUGAGCAGUCUGCUCAAGUUGAGCUGUCCUCUCAAGUUGAGCUGUCCUCUCAAGCUGAGCUGUCCUCGCAAGCCGUGCUGUCCUCGCAAGCUGUGCUGUCCUCGCAAGCUGUGCUGUCCUCGCAAGCUGUGCUGUCCUCGCAAGCUGUGUUAACCUCACAAGCUGUGCUGUCCUCGCAAGCUUUGCUGUCCUUGGAAGCUGUGCUGUCCUCGCAACCUGUGCUGUCCUUGCAACCUGUGCUGUCCUCGCAAGCCGUUCUCUCCUCGCAAGCUGUGCUGUCCUCGCAAGCCGUGCUGUCCUCGCAAGCCGUGCUGUCCUCGCAAAAUGUGCUGUCUUCGCAAGCUGUGCUGUCCUCGCAAGCUGUGCUGUCGUCUCAAGUUGAGCUGCCCUCUCAAGUUCAGCUGCCCUCUCAAGUUGAGCUGUCCUCUCAAGAUGAGCUGUCCUCUCAAGUUGAGCUGUCCUCUCAAGUUGAGCUGUCCUCUCAAGUUGAGCUUUCCUCUCAAGUUGAGCAGUCCGCUGAAGUUGAGCUGUCCUCUCAAGUUGAGCUGCCCUCUGAAGCUGAGCUGUCCUCGCAACCUGUGCUUUCCUCGCAAGCUGUGCUGUCCUCGCAAGCUGUGCUGUUAUCGCAAGCUGUGCUGUCCUCGCAAGCUGUGCUGUCCUCGCAAGAUGUGCUGUCCUCGCAAGCUGUGCUGUCCUCGCAAGCUGUGCUGUCCUCGCAAGCUGUGCUGUCCUCGCAAGCCGUGCUGUCCUCGCAAAAUGUGCUGUCCUCGCAAGCUGUGCUGUCCUCGCAAGCUGUGCUGUCCUCGCAAGCUGUGCUGUCCUCGCAAGCUGUGCUGUCCUCGCAAGCUGUGCUGUCCUCGCAAGAUGUGCUGUCCUCGCAAGCUUUGCUGUCCUCGCAAGUUGUGCCGUCUUCUCAAGUCGUACAGUCCGCUCAAGUUGAACUGUCCUCUCAAGUUGAGCUGUUAUCUCAAGCUGAGCUGUCCUCGCAUCCUGUGCUUUCCUCGCAAGCUGUGCCCUCCUCGCAAGCUGUGCUGUCCUCGCAAGCUGUGCUGUCCUCGCAAGCUGUGCUGUCCUCGCAAGCUGUGCUGUCCUCGAAAGCUGUGCUGUCCUCGCAAGCUGUGCUGUCCUCGCAACCUGUGCUGUCCUUGGAAGCUGUGCUGUCCUCGCAACCUGUGCUGUCCUCGCAACCUGUGCUGUCCUCGCUAGCCGUUUUCUCCUCGCAAGCUGUGCUGUCCUCGCAAGCUCUGCUGUCCUCGCAAGCUGUGCUGUCGUCGCAAGCUGUGCUGUCCUCGCAAGCUGUGCCGUCCUCGCAAGCUCUGCUGUCGUCUCAGGUUGAGCUGCCCUCUCAAGUUCAGCUGCCCUCUCAAGUUGAGCUGUCCUCUCAAGUUGAGCUGUCCUCUCAAGUUGAGCUGUCCUCUCAAGUUGAGCUGCCCUCUGAAGUUGAGCUGUCCUCUCAAGUUGAGCUGUCAAGUUGA